Sus scrofa (pig) is the source of this 4031-nucleotide messenger RNA. RefSeq lists its product as uncharacterized. Gene Ontology annotation, cellular component: nucleus. The record is from RefSeq and is a predicted model, not a curated record. Lineage: Eukaryota; Metazoa; Chordata; Mammalia; Artiodactyla; Suidae. Gene Ontology annotation, biological process: regulation of transcription by RNA polymerase II. Gene Ontology annotation, molecular function: RNA polymerase II transcription regulatory region sequence-specific DNA binding; DNA-binding transcription factor activity, RNA polymerase II-specific.
GUGUGCAUUUGUCCCGUGAAGUUUUGUGUGUUUUUUGUCCCAUAGGAGGUGACGUCACGCCCACUGGUUGGACGUGGUGUAGUGUGGACAGAGUUAUUGGAGGGUUUGGGGAAAGCGCCAUGGUGAAGGUGUUUGAGAGGAGCGAGGAGAGCGUCUGCCGCGUCAGUCAGGUCCUGAGUCGUGGGAGCAGCAGGAUCCUUUGCAGGAGGGAGGAGUUAGAGGCUUUGGGGUCAGCAUUUCUGGGGACACGCUUGACUGAAGACGGAUUUCGGAAGAGGAUCUUAGAGCAGAUCCCGAGGACCCGAGGACAGAGCCUCCCUGUUGCCAGCUCUUUCCAGAGACAGAAGAUGAUCCAGGCACAGGGAACCCUGACCCUGGAGGAUGUGGCCGUGGACUUCACGUGGGAGGAGUGGCAGCUCCUGACCCCUGCGCAGAAGGACCUGUUCCGGGACGUGAUGCUGGAGAACUACCGCAACCUGGUGGCCGUGGGUUGUCAAGCCAGUGAACUAGCCGUCCUGUCCGUGGUGGAUCUAGGAGGACAGCCACGGGCGAUGGGGAAUGACAUCCGCUAUUGGAGCCAUUCAGGGGAUCAAGUCAGCCAACCAGAUACACUUUCCAGGUGGGAAGGAGGAGAAGAACUGGGGCCUGUAGAAGAUGCAGUCUCCUGUGGAAUCUGUCCAGAAAUCUGGGAAGUUGAUGACCCUUUGCAGCAUCACUUGCAAAACCAAAGCAUUCAAAAGAGUGUGGGAAAGUGCCAUGAACAUAAUACAUUUGCAGAUAUUGUUAAUCAGAGAGAAAGUCAUUUCCUGUUAAAGCAGAAUGGUGAUAUGUUUGACUUACAUGAAAAAAUGCUGAAAUCAAAUGUAAGUUUUGAAAACCAGAAGAGAAGCUGUAACUUAAAGAACUCUGCUGAGUUUAAAGGAAAUGGGAAUUCCUUUCUCCAUGCUAACCAUGAACGAUAUUUUACUGAAAUUACCUUUCCUGUAAGUGCAAAACCUAUCAACACUAAACCACAGUCCACAAAGCAACAGAGAAUUCAUAACAUAGAGAAAACCCAUGUAUGUGGUGAAUGUGGGAAAGCCUUUCUCAAGAUGUCUCAGCUCUUUUAUCAUCAGAGAGUUCAUACUAGAGAAAAACCUCAUGGAUGCAGUAUGUGUGGGAAAGCUUUCUCCAGAAAAUCCAGGCUAACUGAACAUCAGAGAAUUCAUACCGGACUGAAAGAUUAUGAGUGCACUGAAUGUGAUAAAACCUUCUUGAAGAAAUCUCAGUUCAACAUACAUCAGAAAACUCAUAUGGGAGAGAAACCUUACACAUGUAGUGAAUGUGGGAAAGCAUUCGUCAAAAAGUGUCUGCUCAUUUACCAUCAGGGAACUCAUACGGGAGAGAAACCCCAUGGAUGCAGCCUAUGUGGGAAAGCCUUCUCUACAAAGUACAGUCUCACUACACAUCAGAAAACUCACACAGGAGAGAAACCCCAUGGAUGCAGUCUGUGUGGAAAAGCCUUCUCUACAAAGUUUAGUCUCAAUGCACAUCAGAAAACUCAUACAGGAGAGAAACCUUACAUAUGCAAUGAAUGUGGAAAAGGCUUUAUUGAGAAGAGGUGUCUUAUUGCACACCAUAGAACUCAUACUGGUGAGAAACCUUUUGUAUGCAAUGAAUGUGGGAAAAGUUUCACCUUGAAGAACAGUCUUAUCACACAUCAACGAAUUCAUACUGGAGAGAAACCCUAUACAUGCAGUGAGUGUGGGAAAGGCUUCACCUUGAAGAGCCCUCUCAUCAGACAUCAGCGAACUCAUACAGGAGAGAAACCCUUUGUAUGUAGUGUUUGUGGAAAAGGCUUCACCAUGAAGGGUGAUCUCAUUAUACAUCAGCGAACUCAUACUGCAGAGAAACCAUAUAUAUGCAGUGACUGUGGGAAAGGCUUCACUGUGAAGAGCCAGUUGAUUGUACAUCAGCGAACUCAUACAGGAGAGAAACCCUACGUGUGCAGUGAAUGUGGGAAAGGCUUUCCAGCCAAGAUCCGGCUGAUUGGACAUCAGCGAAUUCACACGGGAGAAAAGCCCUAUAUAUGCAGUGAAUGUGGAAAAGGCUUCACGGAGAAGAGUCAUCUCAAUGUACACCGGCGCACUCACACAGGAGAGAAACCCUAUGUAUGCAGUACAUGUGGCAAAGGCUUCAGUGGGAAAAGCACGCUUGUUGCACACCUGAGAACUCAUACUGGAGAGAAACCCUAUGUAUGUAAUGAGUGUGGCAAGGGCUUCACCAAGAAGAGUACUCUGGGUACACAUCAGCAAACUCACAUUAGAGAGAAACCGUACAAAUGCAAAGAGUGUGAUAAAGCCUUUAGGAAGAAGACAUGCCUCAUGCAACAUCAGAGGUUUCACUCAGGAAAGAUCUUUGCUUGUACUGAAUGCAGACAAUUCUCUUUGUGCAAAAAUGAUCUUAUUACCCAUCAGAGAAUUCACACGGGAGAGAAGCCAUAUGAAUGCAGUGAAUGUGGGAAAGCCAUCAGCACAAAGUCAGGGCUCAAUGUUCAUCAAAGAAAACAUACAGGAGAGAGGCUCUAUGGAUGCAGUGAAUGUGGGAAAGCUUUAGCCCACUUGUCAAUACUCAUUAAACAUAAAAGAAUUCACAGGUAGUCACUUUCCAAAGUGAGUUAUUUUCCAAAGCCUGUUGCCAGUUGUACUUAAGAUAAUUGCAUGCAAUGAAGAAUUACAAUGCACAGAAUUUGAUAUUUAGUGAUCAAUUACUUCACAUUUUAUGUUGACAGAGAUAGACUCAGAUAUAGUCAGCCUUGAAAAUAUUUUAGGACAUUUUUAUGCCUAAAAAGUGUGUAUUAAGCCUAGAUAUGUGAAAGACUAGGAAAACCUUCAGUGGGAAUAGACCCUAUCAUUAUGUUCAUCAUCUAUCAUGAGCAAAUGAAAUUCCUUAUUGGUAUUAAUAUAAUUGUGGGAAAGCCUUUAUUCACAAGUAACUCCACAGAUUUCAGUUAACACAAGAGAAAUACUUUCUUGGAGCUCCCACUGUGGUACAGUGGGUUAAGAAUCUGACUGUAGUGGCUUGAGUUGUUGUGGGAGCGUAGGUUUGAUCCCCAGCCCAGUGCAGUGGGUUAAAGGAUCUGGCAUUGCUGCAGCUAUGCUGUAGGUCAUAGCUGUGGCUUGGAUUCAACCCUUGGCCCAGGAACUUCCACAUGCCACAGGUACGGCCAUAAAAAAUAAAUAAAUUUUUAAAAAGAUAGAAAUGCUUUUCUAUGGUGAUGAGUAUGGCAGUGUUUGCAGUAAUAUAUGUUGCCUCAUGAUUUGCCAGGAAAUCCAUACAUAAAUAACUUAGGAACACAUUCUAUAUAGUGGAUAUUAACAAAUUGUCAGACAAGUUAAUGAAGGAAAGAGGCCUUGGGUUAGUGAUGGGUGAGAGCAUUCUGUUCACAAGUCUAAACUUAAGAAUGCUACACCUCACAAGCAGCUGGGAACAGGAGACCUCCAGCCAUCUUUCUAGUUUUCUUGUCAUUGAUCUAAGUUUUUUUUUUGUCUUUUUUCCAGGGCCGCACCUGUGGCAUAUGGAGGUUCCCAGGCUAGGGGUCCAGUUGGAGCUAUAGCUGCUGGCCUACACUACAGCCACAGCAACAUGGGAUCCUUAACCCACUGAGCGAGGCCAGGGAUUGAACUCUCAACCUCAUGGUUCCUAGUCGGAUUUGUUAACCACUGAGCCACUACAGGAACUCCUGAUCUAAGUUUUAAAUAGUGGCAGUUACUUUCAUGAUGGAUAAAAAAAAUUUUUUUUGACCUUGCCCGUGACACGUGGAAGUUCCCUGGCCAGGGAUUGAACCCUCACCACAGCAGUGACCUGAGAAACUGCAGUGGCAAUGCCAGAUCCUUAACCUGCUGAGCAACCAGGGAGUUCCUACUACUUUGAAGUAAGAAAUACUGCCAAGAGUUCCUAAAUGCCAUUCAGCUGACUACUCCUAAAGGUAAAACCUUACAUAACCACAGUUAAUCAAAUAGAGGAAAAUAAAAUUGUUACAAUGCUCUCAA